Messenger RNA from Solanum dulcamara, 1608 nucleotides. Its product is annotated as RHOMBOID-like protein 10, chloroplastic. Lineage: Eukaryota; Viridiplantae; Streptophyta; Magnoliopsida; Solanales; Solanaceae. Bases 112 to 1095 code for a protein of 327 amino acids. Gene Ontology annotation, cellular component: chloroplast membrane. Gene Ontology annotation, molecular function: serine-type endopeptidase activity. The record is from RefSeq and is a predicted model, not a curated record. The transcript has 9 exons.
AGAACUAUACUGGAAUUAUAAUAAACUGAGGGUCAUUAGAGCAAUUAACACGAUUUGCCAGUCGUUAAAAUAGCAGGUAUUUGGUUCGGGUUUAUAAUUUUACGGAGCCAAAUGGAAAUGACGGGUUGGGCAUUCCUUCCAUCCAAUCCCAAAUUUCCACACACAGUAUCCAUAUGGGGUCCCACAACCGCCCACAUCAUCACCAACGCCGCCGCUCUCCGCCUCGGCAACUUCCUCCACCACCGUAUCAAGCAUGUUUUUUGUCAUGUUCAUGGGCCUGUAUUGAAGGAUGCAUGGCAUAAAUGGACCCUUCAUGUUACUGGAUUCAAUAUCCUUCAGUGGUCACAGGAUGUCUUCUCUGCCGAUGACAUGAGCUUAUUAUUCUUCAGUGCUGAUGAAAGUAGAAGGAAAUUCAAAAAAUUUCAGACAUCAUACUCAAAGUCAUCUAGAUCAUUCUUUUCCAGUGAAAGGAAAUGGACCAACAUAUUCCUUGCACUUAACAUAUUGAUAUAUAUUGCACAAGUUGCAACAAACGGCAAGCUUUUAUUUUGGGGAGCUAAGAUUAACAGUCUUAUUGAUAAAGGACAACUGUGGAGGCUGAUUACUUCGUCAUUCUUGCAUACAAACAUAGUGCAUCUCAUGGUUAAUUGUUAUUCCUUGAAUUCUGUUGGCCCUGGUGUUGAAAAAGUUAGUGGCCCUAAAAGAUAUGUUGCUCUGUACUUGACGUCUGCAAUUGCAAGUUCAGCUAUGAGUUACUGGCUUAGUAAGGCACCUGCAGUUGGUGCCUCAGGAGCAAUUUUUGGAUUAGUUGGAUCUUUUGCAGUGUUUGUUUUGAGGCAUAGAGGCAUGGUCAAAGGCUCCGAGGGGGAUCUUCGAUACAUAGCAAAUGUGAUUGUUCUAAAUUUGGCUAUUGGACUAUUGACCAAAGGGAUUGACAACUGGGGACAUCUUGGAGGUUUAAUAGGAGGAGCUGCAACAUCAUGGCUUCUUGGCCCAGCGUGGAAGAUUCAAUCCAUUUCCACUGAAGGACAACGAGCUUUUGCUGACACAGCACCAAUUUUCUCUCUCAUUCGAACUAAAAGUGACAAGUCAUAAUCCCUACUAUUCAACUGCUAGUGUGCCAGCUGACGUGACUCAAGCCUUGAGCACCUGCAGUUAUACUGAUAUUCCCAAUACAUAUGCAAAUGUGGCAUCUAUAUAUUCAUACACUUGUGGUUGAUUAAUGAUCCAGUUCUCAAGUCUGUGCUGUAUAGUUUGCCUUUCUUUGUACAGGGAAUAUGUGACCAAAAAAAUGUAAGGAGCAAAUUAGAGGUCAGACAUCUCUUUGCCUCUCGUUCAUCAACUGCUGAUGGCGGCCUGAUAUGCUGUUGUAUUGCCCGUCAGUUUUUAUCUGGCAUUAUUUGGGUUUUCAGGCAGAUGUCAAGGAGGUUCUUGGUAAUCUGAUUUAGGUGGUGCUGUUGGUGUGUAUUUAAUGUACACUUUAGUUUAUGCUCAUCUAGCCCAUUGUAGAAUAAUCCAGUUGAUAAGUGUUCCAACAUUUUUUAAUUCAAACUUCAGUAUCCUUUGUUCUUAUUCAUAGUUAAAUGUGGAAUAGGGAUCCAUUUUUUU